This is a messenger RNA of Sphenostylis stenocarpa, 183 nucleotides long. Lineage: Eukaryota; Viridiplantae; Streptophyta; Magnoliopsida; Fabales; Fabaceae. The record is from the annotation of a GenBank genome assembly.
AUGGCACCCCUAGAAAAUAUCUCCGUUGACAAACUUGGAAAAAGGAAGAAGCUGACUAAUACAGAAGUAUGCCUUCAGCCUGAGUUUUUCAGAAGAGUUAGGCUUUCUCAGGGUGAGCUAAGGUUUCUCAAGAGAGCUAGUUGUUGUUUUUUUAGCGUCAGAAAAAAGGGUGAGAAUGACUAG